Molecule: messenger RNA, 2618 nt
Organism: Copidosoma floridanum
Lineage: Eukaryota; Metazoa; Arthropoda; Insecta; Hymenoptera; Encyrtidae
Gene: CycB3
Product: cyclin B3
Biological process (GO): mitotic cell cycle phase transition
Molecular function (GO): cyclin-dependent protein serine/threonine kinase regulator activity
Source: RefSeq, a predicted model, not a curated record
AGUUGAACAGCAACGGUUAACCACGCUGUUCUGGUUUUGUUCAAAAAAGCGUCAAGGGACAUCACCCUUGUUCCGGCCGAAAGGAAACCCAACGGACGGACUCCCAGACAGGAGAGAUCGACGAGACCUUUUCAGAGACGAGAUGCGAGUCUGAGACAGCAGAGCUCGGGUUCGUGUGCUUUUGCGGUCCCUUCCUCUCGGUCCGGCCGCGCGAGGAGGUUUACUCGUUAUUACAAAUGACCACCUCAUCGAUGAGUUGAGUCGAGCCUCGGGUGUUUUGCUGUGGUGUGUUGUUGACGUCGUGCGUUGCCUUUAUUUUCCAACUAUAAGUACGCUGCGCUCUCACGGUGUUGCUGUUACUUUGUAGGCACAUCAUUACCCUGCUUUGCUUCGUAGAGAAGAAGAAGAGGUGGUGCAGGAGGAGAUAAGAUUUAAGCAGACACAAGAAACUUAGCCUUAAGAAUGGCUCCUCCAAAGGCAGUGACCUCGCAAACUAGCAAAGUGGCAGCAACAACAAUAAUAACGGGAACACAAGUCCCUGGAGUCAUGACUCGAAGGGGUCUGGUGACCAGACAGCAAAAUAUCAACACACAGCAAAUAAAGAAACAGCAGCCUCUCUUAAUCAAAGAUACGAGAAAUAAACGGAAAGCGGAUGUGUCGCCCGUUAAAGAAAAAAUGACGAAGCGCUCUGCACUUGGGAAUAUAACGAAUGCCAUUGGCAAAACUAUAAGUGCUCAAAUUCAAGAUGCCAGUAAGAAGGUGGCAAAAAAAGUUACCAUUGGCACGUCCGUCAAAACGAUUCCUCAGCCUGUUGGCACGUCAAAGACUGUAGAUAGCAAGGUUGUGCCAAAACCUGAUAGUGCUCAAAACAAAUCGAAACAAGUGUCGCGGAUCAAGCAAAUAACGAAAAAGGAAGAAAAAACAGUCGAGGUUCCGCUUAAAACCGUCAAUCUAAGACGGAGUUUUGACGCCGAAAAAUCAGACGAAAGCUCGUUGUAUGUGAGUGCAUUAGAGACUUUACCAGAGGAAGGUAACAGGCGAUUAUCAAGGACGCUAAAAGAGGUGGGUGCUAAUAAGCUUAUAGAAGGGACAACAAAUAGAGCAGCCGAAGUAGUAACGGCACAGACUGAAUUAACUAGUGGAUCUUCUGUGUGUCCGCUGACCGAAAAUAAAAAUGAAGAAGAAAUAAGUGAGAAACCUGAAGCUACGCUCAACUGUAACAUACCACCCGUUCGUAGCCUUCCUGAAAAUGUGCAAUGGGAUUUUGAUGUCGAGAACUGGCAAGAUCCGUACCAAGUGCCUCAAUACGCGAUGGACAUUUUCGAUUAUCUAAAAGAGCGCGAGAAACUUUUCCCCAUAAAUGAUUACAUGGAACAUCAGGUGUGCUUGUCGCGCUGGAUGCGGUCGUUGCUUGUAGAUUGGAUGGUCGCGGUGCAGGAGUCAUUUGAGCUCAAUCACGAAACCCUUUACUUGGCUGUGAAACUCGUGGAUUUAUAUCUGUGCAAAGUAACUGUUAGUAAAGAAACGCUACAGCUCCUUGGUGCUGCCAGUCUUUUUAUAGCUAGUAAAUUCGAUGAACGAAUACCGCCGAUGAUUGAAGAUUUUUUAUACAUAUGCGAUAGUGCUUACAAUCACAAAGAAUUGACUAGAAUGGAAAUUAAUGUUCUUAAAGUUAUGGACUUCGAUCUUGGAAUACCGCUAUCAUACAGAUUUUUACGCCGCUAUGCUAGGUGUGCCAAAGUUACAAUGCCAACGCUGACGUUGGCUCGUUACAUUCUGGAGUACUCGCUGAUGGACUACGCGACGAUAUCGUGCAGCGACAGCAAAAUGGCAGCGGCUGCUUUGUUUCUCGCUCUACAGAUGAAGGACCUCGGUGGAUGGACGCCCACCCUCGAAUAUUACACAGGCUACAAGCUGGCUGAUUUCUCAUCCAUCGUUCUUGUAUUGAAUGAGGGCCUACAUCGUAAACACAAAGAAGCGCUAUCGACCGUUCGGAACAAAUACAGCCAUAAGAUAUUUUUCGAAGUAGCAAAAGUACCUCUGAAGGAAAAAUUAGAUAUUUAACAGUUGACUUGAGCUCAUAAAUGUAAGGACUAUUUCAUUACUGACGGAUGCUCGAGUGCAUCUUUUCAAAGAGUUAUUAAUAUGGCUAUGACUGAGAGGUACGCCGUCCUGAGGACAAUCCAGCGCCUUCUUCGACUUAUGUGGCUCGAUACGACUGUUUUAUGAGUAAAAGUUUAAGCAGCGUGUUGUGAUGACAAGAGCCGGGAUAACUCGAUUAGAAUAAAUUUUAAUUAUUAAACAAAAGAGACUGCAAGUGCGCCAGCUCGUUUAAUUUUGGAAAAGGUGCAAAAAAAUUUGAGAAAGGAUAGGGAGAAACAGUUUGUAAAAUUUUAAUUUUCUUUUUUUGUAAAUGUAUACACACUUGAGUGACGUCAUACGUCUUUCAUGUGUUCCUAGUGCUAUAAUAACGGUAUAUUUGUUAAACAUAUAUUAUAGCUUUUACUUUUUCUAAAACUCCUUAUGAAAUUUUAACGGAUUUUAUAAAUACGCUCUGUACUACUUUUUUUAAAAACUUUUUCUAAUAUAUACAUAUCUGUUUUCAAACAAACCUGCNG